GCGAGGUAAGUGAAUUCAAUAAUUAUACCCUUUAGAGCCGCUUGAUGUCGCUGUCCACAAAGAAGUUCUGUCCAGCCAAGAUCCAGCCUUCCUCUAGGAAUCCUGUAUCCGUCUCUAAAUGCAGAACAAUGGCGGAGGCAGCGGAAUUGUAUUGAAGACGUCAGGAAACGCACCAGUACGCCUUUGUAUCAAACAAGCUCUUUGAUAGCAAUAAAGCGAGUACUUGACAUGGUGUUUCCUUGGCGAGGAGACCCGGAAGCCCGGUGUCUGCUGCUCUCGCUUCUGUUCCUGGCAGCCUGGGAGACUGGGAGCGACCAAGUUCACUACUCGGUGGCGGAGGAGGCCAAGCACGGCACCUUCGUGGGCCGCAUCGCGCAGGACCUGGGGCUGGAGCUGGCGGAGCUGGUGCCGCGCCUGUUCCGGGUGGCGUCCAAAGGCCGCGGGGACCUUCUGGAGGUAAAUCUGCAGAAUGGCAUUUUGUUUGUGAAUUCUCGGAUCGACCGCGAGGAGCUGUGCGGGCGGAGGGCGGAGUGCAGCAUCCAACUGGAGGUGGUGGUGGAGAGGCCGCUGCAGGUUUUCCAUGUGGAGGUGGAGGUGAAGGACAUUAAUGACAACCCGCCGGUGUUCCCGGUAAAGGAGCAAAAGCUGCAUGUUUCAGAAUCCAGAUUGCCAGAUUCUCGGUUUCCGCUAGAGGGCGCUUGGGAUGCAGAUAUGGGAGCGAACUCCAUUUUAACCUAUAGGCUUAGCUACAGUGAUUACUUCACGCUAGAUGUGAAUUCAAAAAAUGAGGAGAAUAAGCAACUUGACCUCGUGUUAAGGAAAUCUGUGGACCGAGAGGAAACUCCGACACACAACUUAUUACUGACGGCCACCGACGGAGGCAAACCUGAGCUCACCGGCAGCGUUCAGGUGCUGGUCACUGUGAUGGACGUGAAUGACAAUGCUCCCCGUUUCCCACAGUCUGAAUAUGAAGUGAGAAUAUUCGAAAACUCAGACAACGGAACAAUAGUUAUCAGACUGAAUGCUUCUGAUCCCGACGAAGGAAUUAAUCGGGAGAUUUCUUACUCUUUUUUUAAUAGCGUUCCAUCCAUGGUUAUUGAUCAGUUUAGCAUAGAAUCUAAUAGUGGAGAAAUAAAAAUUCGAAAGAAUUUGGAUUUUGAACAAGUGAGUUUCUAUAAAAUCCGCAUUGACGCCAGGGACAGAGGCCAGCCACCGAUGGCCGGUCAUUGUACAGUUUUGGUAAAAGUCUUAGAUAUUAAUGAUAACGUCCCUCAGAUUUCCUUGACUUCAAUAUCCCUUCCAGUCCCAGAAGAUGCGCCACUGGGUACCGUCAUUGCCUUAAUCAGUGUGUCCGACUUGGACUCCGGUGUCAACGGGCAUGUAACCUGCACCUUGUCAUCCCAUGCCCCCUUCAGGCUGGUGUCCACCUUCAAGAAUUACUAUUCGCUGGUGCUGGACAGCGCUCUGGACCGUGAGAGCGUGUCGGACUACGCUGUAGUAGUGACAGCGCGGGACGGGGGCUCGCCUUCGCUGUCGACCACAGCCAGCCUGUCCGUGGAGGUGGCCGACGUGAACGACAACGCGCCGGUGUUCGCGCAGCCCGAGUACACGGUGUUCGUGAAGGAGAACAACCCGCCCGGCUGCCACAUCUUCACGGUGUCGGCGCGGGACUUGGACGCGCAGGAGAACGCGCUGGUGUCCUACUCGCUGGUGGAGCGGCGGGUGGGCGAGCGCGCGCUGUCGAGCUACGUGUCGGUGCACGCGGAGAGCGGCCAGGUGUACGCGCUGCAGCCUCUGGACCACGAGGAGCUGGAGCUGCUGCAGUUCCAGGUGAGCGCGCGCGACGCGGGCGUGCCUCCUCUGGGCAGCAACGUGACGCUGCAGGUGUUCGUGCUGGACGAGAACGACAAUGCGCCUGCGCUGCUGCCUCUGCCUCCGCGAGAUCAGCACGACUCGCGCCCUGGACGAGGUGGACUCUCCGCGCCAGCGCCUGCUGGUGCUGGUGAAGGACCACGGGGAGCCGGCGCUGGCGGUCACGGCCACUGUGCUGCUGUCGCUGGUGGACAGCGGUCAGGUGCCCAAGGCCUCAUCGCGAUUGUCUUCUGGCUCUACGAACGCGGAGGCGGCGCUAGUGGACGUGAACGUGUAUCUGAUCAUCGCCAUCUGCGCGGUGUCCAGCCUGUUGGUGCUCUCGCUGCUGCUGUACACGGCUCUGCGGUGCUGGGCGCUGCCCACCCAAGGUGUGUGCGGGCCGGGGAAGCCGGUGCUGGUGUGCUCCAGCGCGGUGGGCAGCUGGUCGUACUCACAACAGAGGCGGCAGAGGGUGUGCUCUGGGGAGGGGCCGCCCAAGACGGACCUCAUGGCCUUCAGCCCUAG
Molecule: messenger RNA, 2376 nt
Organism: Myotis brandtii (Brandt's bat)
Lineage: Eukaryota; Metazoa; Chordata; Mammalia; Chiroptera; Vespertilionidae
Product: protocadherin alpha-8-like
Exons: 1
Coding region: 229-2376 (715 amino acids)
Biological process (GO): homophilic cell-cell adhesion
Cellular component (GO): plasma membrane
Molecular function (GO): calcium ion binding
Source: RefSeq, a predicted model, not a curated record